CACAAACUAAACGUGCACACGUCCACACCACAGGAAGGAAUCCGGAGGGCCAAAACAAUGGUGUCCUCACGUACGCCUGCCCUGAUGACGCAAAGCCAGGGUAGAUGCUUGGGAGCAGCAAUGGCGCCUCGACCAGUUACAAACUCGUCGACCCCGCACAGCAAUCUUAGCUGCUAGAGCGUUCCAAUAAGCAGCGCAUCUGGCUGGCUGGCCAGGGGUAGGCACUAGCUAGCGAGAUCAUGCCGGGCCUCCCGGUGGCCUCCGUCCUCCUCCUCGCCCUCCAUGGCCUCCUCUGCCUGCAGCUGCUGACCGCCCGCGCCGAGAUCGACGGCGACGAGGGCGCCGCCAUCGAGGAGGGCACCUCCGCCCACUUCGAGGUCACCCCGCCGGUGGUGCCCGCCGGCGGGGAGAAGCGGCGCGAGCACUUCCGCGCCCUGGAAGCCAAGGACCUGUUCCGGCACGCGAGCAGGCGGCAGCUGGCGUCGACGACCAAGAUCCCGGAGGUGCUGUCGGACUCCACCAUGUUCAUGGAGCUGCCGAUGCGGAGCGCCCUCAACAUCGCGCACGUGGGCAUGUACCUGGUGUCGGUGCGGUUCGGCACGCCGGCGCUGCCCUUCAACCUGGCGCUGGACACCGCCAACGACCUGACAUGGAUCAGCUGCCGGCUGCGGCGGCACAAGGGGAAGCACUACGGGCGGUCGUCGGCGCCGGCGGCGGCCCAGACGAUGUCGGUGGGCGAGGACGGCACGCCGGUGAAGAAGGAGAACAAGAACUGGUACCGGCCGGCGCUGUCGUCGUCGUGGCGCAGGAUCCGGUGCUCGCAGGCGGAGUGCGGGGUGCUGCCCUACAACACGUGCCCGGACGCCAGCAAUAGCAUCUCGUGCAGCUACCACCAAAAGACGCAGGACGGCACGGUGACCAUCGGCAUCUACGGGAUGGAGAAGGCGACGGUGGCGCUGUCGGACGGGAAGAUGGCCAAGCUGCCGGGCCUCGUCCUGGGCUGCUCCAUGAAGGAGGCCGGCGCCAGCGUGGACGCCCACGACGGCGUGCUGGGCCUCGGCAACGGCGAGAUCUCGUUCGGCGUCAUCACCGCCAGCCGCUUCGCCCACCGCUUCUCCUUCUGCCUCCUGAGCACCAACAGCGGGCGCAACGCCAGCAGCUACCUCACGUUCGGGCCCAACCCCGCCGUCAUGGCCCCGGGCACCAUGGAGACCAACAUCGUGUACAACGCCGACAUCCCGCAGGCCUUCGGCUUCCACGUCAACGCCGUCACCGUCGGCGGCGAGCCCCUGGACAUCCCGCCCGAGGUGUGGGACGACAGGAUCAAGUACGCCGGCGUCAUCCUGGACACCGGCACGUCGUUGACGGGCCUGGUGCCGGCGGCGUACGACGCCGUGACGCGCGCCCUGGACAGGCACCUGGCGCACCUGCCGCGGGUGGAGAUCGCCGGCUUCGAGUUCUGCUACAGGUGGACCUUCGCCGGCGAUGGGGUGGACCCGGCCAACAACGUCACCAUACCGACCCUCGCAUUCGAGCUGGAGGGCGGCGCGGUGCUGGAGGCGGAGGCCAAGAGCGUGGUGAUGCCGGAGGUGCAGCGCGGGGUGGCGUGCCUCGCGUUCCGGAAGUUGGUGGAGGGCGGGCCCAGCGUCAUCGGCAACGUCAUCAUGCAGGAGCACAUCUGGGAGUUCGAGCACAGUGUGGGGAUCAUGAGGUUCAGGAAGGACAAGUGCGCCAACCACCAUCUCAAAGGCACCUCCGCAGCCAACGUCCACCACGCCAUGACCACCAACACCCCUAGAUUCAUCAACUGAUUACUGGUCCAUCCAUCCAUUUUUUUUUACAUAUAUGCGUGCGUGCAUCUCCCUGCAUGCAGCAUUGUUGAUUCAUUUUGCUCUACGGAUUGAUUUGUUUGUUUGCUUGUUUUUUUUUGUUUAUUUUUAAACGGCCAAAUUAACUAAACACCAUUGUAUUACUACUG
Setaria italica (foxtail millet) is the source of this 1978-nucleotide messenger RNA. Its product is annotated as aspartic proteinase CDR1. The transcript is spliced from 2 exons. The record is from RefSeq and is a predicted model, not a curated record. Gene Ontology annotation, biological process: proteolysis. Bases 240 to 1811 code for a protein of 523 amino acids. Gene Ontology annotation, molecular function: aspartic-type endopeptidase activity. NCBI's taxonomy places the organism in Eukaryota, Viridiplantae, Streptophyta, Magnoliopsida, Poales, Poaceae.